Molecule: messenger RNA, 1794 nt
Organism: Argiope bruennichi
Lineage: Eukaryota; Metazoa; Arthropoda; Arachnida; Araneae; Araneidae
Product: amine oxidase [flavin-containing] B-like
Exons: 14
Coding region: 134-1696 (520 amino acids)
Molecular function (GO): oxidoreductase activity
Source: RefSeq, a predicted model, not a curated record
CGACGAGUCUCGGAGAGUGCAAGAAAAAAAAAGAACGGAAACAGGUUAAGAAACACGGUGAACUCUUUGUCAGUUCUCGUUCAACUUCCGAAGGAUCACCAUCUGCUGCUGUUUGACCAGACUUCAUUUAAACAUGACUGACUGUGAUGUGAUUAUUGUUGGAGCAGGGAUUAGCGGUUUAAGCUCAGCAAAAUUGCUGAGGGAUUAUGGGAUCGAUGUUAUUGUGUUGGAAGCACGUGAUCGUGUUGGAGGACGAACGCUUACGAAAAGGAGUCCUGAGGUCAAUUAUGUGGACAUUGGUGGAGCUUAUGUUGGACCCACGCAAACUAACAUAUUACGAAUGGCGAAGGAGCUUGGUGUGGAUUUUUAUAAAAUCAACGAAGAUGCCGACCUUCUACUGUACCGAAAUGGCCAGAGAAUGCGUUUCGGAUCAUGUGAUGAUCCCAAGCGAGACUUCUUCGCCGAUCUGGAUAUAAACACCAUCAGCUCACUCAUUGAUAAAAUGGGAGCCGAAAUACCCAGUGACGCUCCUUGGAAAGCCCCAAAAGCUGACAUCUGGGACACAACCUCCUUUGACACAUUUCUCAAGAAGCAUUGCUGGACUCAGGAAGGUUAUGACUACUUCAAGUAUUUUGCUAACAUCAACACUGCCUGCGAUCCCUAUGAGUGUUCUUUACUCAGCAUGUUGUGGUACGUUAAACAAUGUGGGGGAGUCAGGAGUAUAAAUACAACCAAAAACGGCGCACAGGAAAGAAAAUUUGUGGGAGGUUCACAGCAGAUCAGUGAAAGACUAGCUGAAAAAUUAGGAGACUCUAUAGUCAUCAAAAACAGUCCUGUUGUCGGAAUUAAUCAAGAAUCUAAAGACCAUGUCCUAGUAUAUACUUUGAAAGGAAAAGAGUACAAGGCAAAAUAUGUCAUUCUUGCCUGUCCCCCAAUCAUACAGAUGAAAAUCCACUUCACCCCAUCGCUGCCUCCCCUGAGAAAUCAAAUGAUGCAAAGAAUGCCCAUGGGAACUGUCAUGAAGGUGAUCCUUUAUUACAAAACAGCAUUCUGGCGAAAAAAAGGGCUAUGCGGAUCCAUAUUCAUUGAAGGAGAUGAAUAUCCAGUAUAUGCUAUUAUGGAUGACACGAAACCGGACGGAAGCUAUCCAGCACUCAUUGGCUUUAUAUCUGCAGACAAAGCACGCCGAUUAGUCCAUUUGAGUCAAGAAGAACGCAGAGACAUGUACGCCAGAAGUCUAGCGGAAGCAACGGAUUGUCCCGAAGCGAAAGAGCCCAUACAUUAUGAAGAAAAGAACUGGAUGGAAGAAGAAUAUUCAGGUGGAUGCUACACAGCUGUAUAUGGACCUGGUUUCUUUACAAGAUAUGGAAAAGUCCUGAGAGAUCCUGUCGGCCGGCUGUAUUUCGCUGGUACCGAAACGGCCGUGCGUUGGUCAGGAUACAUGGACGGCGCUGUCGAAGCAGGGGAGAGAGCGGCACGAGAAGUUCUUCACAAAAUGGGCAAGAUUUCUGAAGAUAAAAUAUGGGUGGAGGAACUCGAGUCGAAGGAUAUUGUUGACGAGCCAUUUGGGAAGUCAUCCGAUGAAAAACAGUCAUCUUCUGUAUCAAAAAUUCUCAAAAUAAUGACAUUGUCAACGUUUGUAGGGGUUGCAUCUCUGGUAUUUAUGCAAAACAAGAUAUUCACAUUUGAAUUUUAAGAAAUAUUAUAAUGCUGUUUAUAAUAAAAUAACGGCUUAUUAUAUUGUAUUUAUAACACAACUAUUUUCUUAUGUUUGUAUAUGCAUUUUAUUUUUUA